Molecule: messenger RNA, 2182 nt
Organism: Neofelis nebulosa (Clouded leopard)
Lineage: Eukaryota; Metazoa; Chordata; Mammalia; Carnivora; Felidae
Gene: SLC22A6
Product: solute carrier family 22 member 6
Exons: 10
Coding region: 342-1994 (550 amino acids)
Biological process (GO): transmembrane transport
Cellular component (GO): membrane
Source: RefSeq, a predicted model, not a curated record
CACACGUUAACUCAUUCCCUCCAGGCCAAGGAUUAAAUCCUGUCCAUGUAGGGGUCAGGGCUUCUGCAGACCCUGAGAGCAAAGCACCCCACCCCCAAGUGAGGGGAGGCUCGAGGGAAAGGGAGGGACAGAACACAGGGAGUGAGAGAAGGAAGGAGGGGCCGCCAGCCGGGUUCCUGUCCCCCCACAGAGCCAGCUCAGAUUCGGCUCUAGGAACAAGUCAGCCACAGAAGCGGCGGCAGCUUCUCUCCUCCAGCUAAGGACAGCAGGCACACAGACGCACGGACAGAGGUGCUAGGCGGAAGUCCUCAGCCCCCAGCCGUUCGGCCGGGCCUGGCCCCAUGGCCUUCAACGACCUCCUGCAGCAGGUGGGGGGUGUCGGCCGCUUCCAGCAGAUCCAGGUCACUCUGGUGGUCCUCCCCCUGCUCCUGAUGGCCUCCCACAACACACUGCAGAACUUCACCGCGGCCAUCCCCACCCACCACUGCCGCCCGCCCGCCGAGGCCAACUUCAGCCAGGACGGGGGGCUGGAGGCCUGGCUGCCCCGGGACGGACAGGGGCAGCCCGAGUCCUGCCUCCGCUUCACCGUCCCCCGGCGGGGACCACCCUUUCCCAACAGCACAGACGCCAACAGCACGGGGGCCACAGAGCCCUGCACCAACGGCUGGAUCUAUGACAACAGCACCUUCCCCUCCACCAUCGUGACUGAGUGGGACCUCGUGUGCUCUAACAGGGCCUUACGCCAGCUGGCCCAGUCCUUGUACAUGGUAGGGGUGCUUCUUGGAGCCAUGGUGUUUGGGUACCUGGCAGACAGGCUGGGCCGCCGGAAGGUGCUGAUCUUGAACUACCUGCAGACAGCCGUGUCAGGCACCUGUGCAGCCUUCGCUCCCAACUUCCCUGUCUACUGUGCCUUCCGGCUCCUCUCGGGCAUGUCGCUGGCUAGCGUCGCCCUCAACUGCAUGACACUGAGUUUGGAGUGGAUGCCCAUCCACACGCGGGCUUGUGUGGGCACCCUGAUAGGCUACGUCUACAGCCUGGGCCAGUUCCUCCUGGCCGGUGUGGCUUAUGCUGUGCCCCACUGGCGCCCCCUGCAGCUGCUGGUCUCCGUGCCUUUCUUCGCCUUCUUCAUCUACUCCUGGUUCUUCAUCGAGUCUGCCCGCUGGCACUCCUCCUCUGGGAGGCUAGACCUCACCUUGAAGACCCUGCAGAGAGUGGCCUGGAUCAAUGGGAAGCGGGAAGAGGGGACCAAGCUAAGUAUGGAGGUACUCCGGGCCAGUCUGCAGAAGGAGCUGACCAUGGGCAAAGGCCAGGCAUCCGCCCUGGAGUUGCUGCGCUGCCCCGCCCUUCGCCACCUCUUCCUCUGCCUCUCCAUGCUGUGGUUUGCCACUAGUUUUGCCUACUAUGGGCUGGUUAUGGACCUGCAGGGCUUUGGGGUCAGCAUCUACCUGAUCCAGGUGAUUUUUGGUGCUGUGGACCUGCCUGCCAAGCUUGUGGGCUUCCUUGUCAUCAACUCUCUGGGCCGCCGGCCUGCCCAGAUGGCCUCCCUGCUGCUGGCAGGCAUCUGCAUCCUGGUCAAUGGGGUGAUACCCCAGGAUCAGUCCACGGUCCGAACCUCCCUUGCCGUUCUGGGGAAAGGCUGCCUGGCUACCUCCUUCAACUGCAUCUUCCUGUACACUGGGGAGCUGUACCCCACGGUGAUCCGGCAGACAGGCUUGGGAAUGGGCAGCACUAUGGCCCGAGUGGGCAGCAUCGUGAGCCCACUGGUGGGCAUGACUGCUGAAAUCUACCCCUCCGUGCCUCUCUUCAUCUACGGUGCGGUCCCUGUGGCUGCCAGUGCUGUCACUGCCCUCCUGCCAGAGACCCUGGGCCAGCCACUGCCAGACACGGUGCAGGACAUGGAAAGCAGGAGGAGAGGAAAGCCAAGACGGCAGCAGCAAGAUCAGCAGAAGCAAAUGGUCCCGCUCCAGGCUUCCGCACGAGAGAAUGGACUCUGAGCACUGAGAAGGGACCUCACAGAGCCUAAAAGGAAGUGAGGGUCCCACGGGUCCUGAGCCACCCACUGGAGGAGGGGAAAUGGCAGCCCAAGUGUCCAGGCUGUGGUUCAGGGAAGCACCUCCCAGGGGUCUCCCUCCGUGAAUAGACUCCACCAAGACCACGUCAUUAAAAGGUCCGUGUGCAUCUC